CGGCAUGUCCUGAGGCGGCGGCGGCGGCGGCGCGGAGCCGGGCCCGCAGCCGGGCCGCAGCACGGAGGGCUCGGUGGAGCAGCGGGCCAAGGGCCGGGCCCCGGCCCCCAUGAAGGACAAGGAGGCGGGGGCGGAGCGGGGCAAGCCCGCCACUUACACCGGCGAGAAGAAGGCGCGCAUGGCGGCCAAGACCAACAAGAAGUGGGUGCGCCUGGCCACCGUGCUGGCCUACGUCCUCUCCGUGUCGCUGGCCGCCAUCGUCCUCGCCGUCUACUACAGCCUCAUCUGGCAGCCGGUGCGCGGCGGCUCCGGCCCCGCCGCCGCCACCGCCUCGCAGCCCCGCGCCGCGCCGCCGGGCCCCGCCGCCAGCCCCGCGCCCGGCCCCCCGCGGGACGCGCCGCCGCCGAGACCCGCACCCGGCCCCGGCCCCACGGACAUGGACUCGGAGCGUCCGGACGCGUCGCCGCCGCCGCCGCCCGGGGCCGAGGCGGGCGCUGCGGGCGGCCCCUGAGGCGGGGCAGGGCUCGGCCAGGCCGGGCGGACGGGGCUGGAGGCCGGCGGUGGCGGGCGGCACCGGGACCCCCGUGGCGGAGGAGCCCCGAAGAGCUCGGGCCGGGACUGUGCGCACCGGGCGGACUGCGGUAUCUCCUUCCCCCCCCGUUUUUCCUCAGCAGGGAAUUCUGUGGCUUCGGUUUUCCCCUCACCAGGGCUAGCGUCUCCCGUGGAACCCGCAUCGAAUUCCUGCGUUAUUUAUGCCCGUCUGUUACCUAGGAAGGGAUCUCGGGGUCCGGAGCUCCUCGCUGUUGACGGGAUCAGCUGGGAACAAUGCGACUUUAGAGGCUGUAACCCAUUGUUUGAGUAACCCCCGUUUUGUUUAACAACGAGCAUAAACUUAUUUAAAACCAUGUGGCAGGUAAAUUGACUUGUUUACUAUAUUAAAGUAUUUUCCCAAUAUGAAA
Messenger RNA from Pezoporus occidentalis (night parrot), 959 nucleotides. It is a transcript of the gene INAFM2, whose product is annotated as InaF motif containing 2. The record is from RefSeq and is a predicted model, not a curated record. NCBI's taxonomy places the organism in Eukaryota, Metazoa, Chordata, Aves, Psittaciformes, Psittacidae. The transcript has a single exon. The coding region runs from base 110 to 511 and encodes 133 amino acids.